Solea senegalensis (Senegalese sole) is the source of this 3615-nucleotide messenger RNA. RefSeq names its product CCR4-NOT transcription complex, subunit 3a (gene cnot3a). The record is from RefSeq and is a predicted model, not a curated record. Bases 185 to 2914 code for a protein of 909 amino acids. NCBI's taxonomy places the organism in Eukaryota, Metazoa, Chordata, Actinopteri, Pleuronectiformes, Soleidae. Gene Ontology annotation, biological process: nuclear-transcribed mRNA poly(A) tail shortening; regulation of stem cell population maintenance; regulation of DNA-templated transcription. The transcript has 18 exons. Gene Ontology annotation, cellular component: P-body; CCR4-NOT core complex; nucleus.
UUUUAGCUACCGUCCAUCUUCAGCUACAGUACAGUGAACGAGCCUGUCGAAAAGAAAACACAAUUUGGACUAAAGAAGACUUUCUGGAAUUAGUUUUGGCUGUACUUGAAAAAAGAAAAACGAAAGUCCAUACCCUAGCUAACGUUGUGACAGACGGAAUGUGAACAUCGUCGCUAAAAGAGCCAUGGCUGACAAGAGAAAACUACAAGGUGAGAUCGAUAGAUGUUUGAAAAAAGUAGCUGAAGGUGUAGAACAGUUUGAAGAUAUCUGGCAAAAGCUCCAUAAUGCAGCCAAUGCAAAUCAGAAGGAAAAAUAUGAGGCUGACCUCAAGAAAGAGAUUAAAAAGCUACAGCGAUUAAGAGAUCAGAUAAAAACAUGGGUGGCCUCAAACGAGAUCAAAGACAAAAGGCAGCUAGUCGAGAAUCGCAAACUAAUAGAGACGCAAAUGGAGAGGUUCAAGGUGGUGGAACGUGAAACAAAAACAAAAGCCUACUCUAAAGAAGGCUUGGGGCUUGCACAGAAAGUGGAUCCAGCACAGAGGGAAAAGGAGGAAACAGGACAGUGGCUAACAAAUACGAUAGACACUCUAAAUAUGCAGGUGGAUCAGUUUGAAAGUGAGGUGGAAUCGCUCUCGGUUCAGACAAGAAAGAAGAAAGGUGAUAAAGAGAAGCAAGACCGUAUUGAAGAGCUCAAGCGAUUGAUUGAGAGGCAUCGAUUCCACAUUCGAAUGUUGGAGACAAUUUUACGAAUGCUGGACAAUGACUCUGUGCCAGUGGAUUCAAUCCAAAAGAUCAAAGAUGAUGUUGACUACUACAUUGAUUCAUCCCAAGACCCGGAUUUUGAGGAGAACGAGUUUUUGUAUGACGACUUAGACCUGGAAGACAUACCUACAGCAUUAGUUGCAACUUCUCCAUCAGGUCAGGGCAACAUGGAAGAUGAGAUGUAUCUCCAUUCCAGCAGCACUCCCACUUCCACAACCUCCUCUUCGCCCAUCCCUCCAUCCCCAGCUACAUGCACUGCCGAGAACUCAGAGGACGAUAAGAAAAGGGGACGGUCGACAGACAGUGAAGUUAGUCAGUCACCUGUGAAGAAUGGCACCCCAUCCUUGCUAUCUUCCUUCUCUUCCUCCGCCACCUCUGGGUCUUCCUCAUCUUCCUCCCUGGUGUCCAUGGCGAGUGUUGUUGGAGGAAUUACACCGGUCCCCACAGGCAGCAGUCUAAUAGGAAGUUUCAGCAGUGCAGUGCAGCAACAUCAGCAUCAACCGGCACAACAGCAGCAACAGUCUCAGCCGCCAAACCAGCCGCCCCAGCAACAACAGCAGCCACCUCAGACAAAACCCUCCGUCUCAUCAAACAACACCCCCAGCCCGCCCAGCAACCCCCUAUUACCAACCUCCAUUGCGCCCUCUCUCCUUACGCCCAGCACACCCAGUUCUGCAGCUCACAACUCCCAGUCUCAGACCACACCUGGACCAACCCCGACAUCCAAUUUGGGACUUGGGCUAGGACUCGGAUUGAGUAAAGGUAGCUUGACGGGGACCAGCAGUGCCAACCAAAUGUCUGGUUUAGGUCUGGGUGGCCACUCCACUUCCCUAAACACAAUGGCAGGGCUCCUUUCGGGCUCCACUCCUGCCCCUUAUGCUCAGGCAGCAGCAUCAGGGGGUCUGGGUUUGAGUAGCACCACCCAGUCCAGCAUUUCAGUGGAAAGCAGCACUUCCAUCCCCACUUCUGGCUCCAGUGGAGUCACCACCAACGGGGCGGGGACGGGGCUUGGAUUACUAGGUUCCAGUCCAUCUCACAGCUCUCUGAGUGGGAGUAUACUGAGUCUGGUUCCGGGACAAAGUGUGGCCUCUGGUUCCUCACUGUUGCCUCCUAGUACUGUCAGCACUACCUCUGCUGUAGCUGCCAUGAUGGGAGGAAAUGGGGGCAAUAUUGGUGUGGUUGGUGGAGUAGGAAUGAAUGCUGCUCCUGCUAGACCUCCAAGUGGACUCAAACAAAAUGGAAGCACAAGUUACAGUGCUGUAGUAGCAGAGUGUUCCACAGAAUCAGUUCUAAGUACACCGAGCCAGUCGCAAAGCAGCCAACCGUCAUCUCUCAGUUCCUCAACCAGUCAGCCGAUGGACAAUGGCCCCAGUUUAAUCAGCUCCAUUACCCUGCCUCCCAGCUCUCCGUCCCCCUCAUUCUCAGACAGCACACCAGGAGGAGGGAGUCUUCUUAACGGGCCCCAUUCCUACACACAGGCCUCAGAAGGCCACAAGGCUCCCGAGCCUCUCAGUUCUCUGAAGGCGAUGGCGGAGAGAGCAGCACUGGGAUCAGGUCUGGAUGGAGAGAUUCCCAACCUUCAUCUGACAGACAGAGACAUCUUCUCUAGUUCAUCUGCGGCACCUGGCACGCCCGCCGCUCCUCAGCAGUCCGUGUCGGAAGUUAGCAUCCCCCCCUCAUUGGGUGUCUGUCCGCUAGGCCCCACCCCUCUCCCCAAAGACCAGCUCUACCAGCAGGCCAUGCAGGAGUCCGCCUGGACCCACAUGCCACACCCCUCCGACUCAGAGAGGAUCAGGCAAUACCUGAUGAGGAACCCAUGUCCCACGUUGCCCUUCCAUCAUCAGGUUCCACCGCACCACUCUGACUCCAUAGAGUUCUAUCAGAGGCUGUCCACAGAAACGCUGUUUUUCAUCUUCUAUUACCUGGAGGGCACCAAGGCUCAGUAUCUGUCUGCAAAGGCUCUGAAAAAGCAGUCAUGGAGGUUUCACACCAAGUACAUGAUGUGGUUCCAGAGGCACGAGGAGCCCAAGACUAUCACUGAUGAAUUUGAACAGGGCACUUACAUUUACUUUGACUAUGAGAAAUGGGGCCAGAGGAAGAAGGAGGGGUUCACCUUUGAGUAUAGGUACCUCGAAGACCGAGACCUGCAGUGACAGACGGAGGGACGUGGAAGGACUGGGAGAGACAAAAAUGUGCUGCUGUUGACAUUCCGAGACUGAACUCCAAACUGUGGAUAGAGAUUGUGAUGUGUAGUAGAAACCCUCUCCUGAAACGGAGACAGGUGUCUGUAUAGGCUGCAUCUCAACGUGACGCUCUUCUGCUCGUGUAGCGCUUUGCUUUUGACAAAAAUGCCCCAUGGGUCUGAUGUGAUGCAUCGCGCUGCACGGGCUGGGGGGGCUCCCAUUAGAGAUCUACGUUUGUGCCUGUCUGUGUGCACACUCAGUAUGUGGCAUUAGGAAAGCCUACCCCAUGCAUGUUUCUCAUGUUUUGUUUUCUUUUUCCGAUUCUCUGUACCACCUACCCAACAUUGAGCCUGGAAGCCUUUGACUUGACACAAAACAAACCUUGAAUUUGAUUGUUAAGUGAACUACCCAUCUUGUAUUUACUGUAAUUUGGUGGUUUAGAAUGGGAACAUACAGUGGAUAUUUAGUCAUGGUGUGUAGGAACGGCUUCUUUUAAGAUCCUACGAUGCCUGUUGAAUAUGGUCACUAUUAGACAUAGUGAGCAGUUAUCAAUAGUUUUAUUGAUAUUGUCUUGGUCGAUUAAAAUACUGAUUGAGAGUGACCACAGGGCCUCUCCCUGUGACAGGGAAAGAGUCCUUAUUGGACAAGGAUUAAAUUGCUAUGCAAUUGAA